UCCACGGCAGGAGGCAGGACCCAACCAACUUCCACACUCGCCACAGGAAAAGUCAGGAAAACACAUCUGUACUCGUCUACCGCCGUAUCCGCUGGCCUGCGUGUGUUUUUAAAGCUGUUCCGGUAAAUAUUAGCGGGGCAGCGCUGGUAAAGUAAGUUGCCGCCACUUGGUCGCUGUUGAGGGCGGUGUAGUAGCGUUGCAAUGCUGGGACGGUUUGCUGCGAUGGAGAACAUGUAGCCUACUAACCGGAUUUGGAAUUGUGUUUUUUUUCUUCUUGGAUUUACUCCCUGUUAAACCGAGUCGGUUUGUUUUUCCGUUGAUAUUUUCUUGGUUCUUCUGUUAUUGUGGAGUAGUGCAUACUUUGAAAAAUGCCUGCAAAAACCAAGUACAACCUCGUUGAUGAUGGACAUGAUUUGAGGAUCCCGUUGCACAACGAGGAAGCAUUCCAGCAUGGGAUCAACUUCGAGGCAAAGUACAUCGGCAGUCUGGAUGUGACGCGGCCGAGCAGCCGAGUAGAGAUUGUGGCUGCGAUGAGAAGAAUACGGUAUGAGUUCAAGGUGAAAAACAUCAAGAAGAAAAAGGUCAAUAUCGUGGUGUCUGUAGACGGCGUCAAAGUCGCCUUGAGGAAAAAGAAAAAAAAGAAGGAGUGGAUGUGGGAUGAGAGCAAGAUGAUGGUGAUGCAGGAUCCCAUUUACAGGAUAUUCUAUGUGUCUCAUGACUCCCAGGAUCUGAAGAUUUUCAGCUACAUCGCCAGAGACGGACAGAGUAAUGUGUUCCGCUGCAAUGUCUUCAAGUCCAAGAAGAAGAGUCAGGCCAUGCGUAUUGUUCGGACAGUGGGCCAGGCGUUCGAGGUUUGCCAUAAACUGAGUCUGCAGCACACGCAGCAGAACGCAGACGGACAGGAGGACUGCCACGGCGAAAAGAACAGCAACGACUCCUCUGUCACAGUUCGGGAGCUAACGGGCGCGGAGAAGACGCCGACCGUCACCGAGGAGACGGACAUCGAUGCGGAGGAGGUGAGCCAGGUGUCUGCAGCAGAGGAGUCAAACCUCAACAGAGGGGUGACUGAUCUGGACGCCACAGCCAAGACAGCUGACCUGAAGAGUGCAGAGAGCAAGGCUUCAGAGGAGGCCUCUCUGCUGAUGGCCAGCCCCAGGAUGCUGCUCCCUGCAUUGGGCGCGCUGCCACCAGGUGCCCCCCUGUCUGUCCACCACCAGAUCCAGCUGCUCCAGCAGCAGCUCCAGCAGCAGCAGCAGCAGACACAAGUGGCUGUGGCACAGGUCCACCUGUUGAAGGACCAGCUGAGUGCGGAGGCCACGGCUCGGCUGGAGGCCCAGGCUCGUGUCCACCAGCUGCUGCUGCAGAACAAAGACCUGCUGCAGCACAUCUCCCUGCUGGUUAAACAGAUCCAGGAGCUGGAGACCAAGAUGUCUGGACCAAACUCCAUGGGAUCCCAGGACAGUCUGUUGGAGAUCACCUUCCGGUCAACAGUACCCCCAGUGAUCUGCGACCCCACAACGCCCAAACCGGAUGUGUCCGCCCUCAACCUGCCCGCGCUGGGCUCCGCUGACGGGACCGGCAACGCCUUCUCAUCUUCCAAUGGGAGUCUGGGAAGCCCCCUAGUUGAUCAAAGUAUGUUUGAGAACUCCAUUGCCCAGCAGCAGAGUCCUCAGACCUCCAGGCUGGGCCAGCCCUCGGCCCGACGCUCCCCAGCAUCAGCUAAUCAUAACCUCAGUUCCAGCUCCGUCGACUCUCCGUCCUCCGGAGGCCAACAGAGGCUUAAAAAUGCCAUUAAUCUGGGCAAGGCUGUUGGCGCAAAGGUCAAUGACUUGUUAAGAAGAAAGGAGCCCAGCCACCUCGGGGACAUCGGAGUCACUGAGGUCAACAAGAACGUUGGUGCCAAUUGGAGCUGUAUGGACCAACUUAACCAGACCACCGCAAACAGUCACAUCUCCUCCUUUGACUCCUUCCCCCGGCUGGACCCCCCGCCUCCGUCGGGGAAGAAGCGCCUCCCUCGAGCGCUGAAGACCACGGCGGACAUGAUGAUCUCCUCUGACCCCGUUGUCUCCUCUCCGGACCCUGCUGACUCCUCCUCCUUCCUCUCUUCUCCUGACAGGACGCCCCUCGUCGCCAAGGAGGAGCUGAGGAACAGCGAGGAGGAGGAGCAGCAGCCGGGCGAGAAGAAGGACGAGGGGUCAGAGGAGCUCACAUUGUCACCGGGCCCAGCAGAGAAGAAAGUCGUUGCCGAGUGGGAGACGACGGGAAGCAACGGCAAAGUUGAUGGAGUGAGAGAAGAAGAUGAUGUGGAGAACAGGAGCAGUGAAGGAGGUGAAGAGGAACAGCCCCAGCUGCAGCUCUCUGUGCCGGACCUCAUCAACAAAGAUACCAAGCCAUGCGAUGUCUGGCAGAAGGCGUCGGGGCCGGACUCCCGGCAGGCCUCCACCCCCCGCUCGGGGAAAACUUCCUGCCGCAUCAGCCUGGGGGAGGAGGUCCUGCUGGGGAACGGCGCCCCGUGCAGCAAAGGCACCGGAGGGAGCGCCGUAGACCCCGAGCCCCAUCCGGACCUGCUGUCGUUUGAGUAACGAGCAGAGCCGGGGGUCAGAUACCACUUCAGUAUGUCUCGAAAAGUUUUGGAACUUUGCUUUUUAAUUUUCACUCUAGAGGCUCAAGAGGUAAUUCAAACAGACAAAUGAUGAAAAGUACUGCGGAUCAAAUAUUCACUGCCACUUUGAAAUAUAGAACUCCAGCUGCUCCAGGGUUUGCUUUAGGAAAAGGGGAAAAGUGCUUUCAGGAAUCAGGGCAGGUGCCGGAUCUGUUGCAUUUUUAACUUUUUUUAGCCACUUUUAAGAUGUGUGGAGGAGUUUAUAUGUCAUGGUGAUACAAUCUGGCCCUCCAACAUGGCUGAUCUCAGGUCAGUCAGAACACUAUGAGCUAAUUCCUGACGAUAUGAACACAAAGCUGACCCGCACCAGAUGAGAUAUAAGUAGCGAGAGAGAAAAUAUGUUGGAGGUGAGGGUUUCGUUGGGAUGCAGACUAAAAAUGUUAACAUUUCAACUAUAUUACACGCAACAUUUAGGGAAUAUAAUAUAAUACAAUGUACUUAUCUUGUUUCAGCUCUUCCAAUAUUUGAAUAUGUCAGGUCUGCUUUAGGAAUGCAAUAAUACCAGAUGAAUGUAAGUAAUGUCAUGAAGUAUCCCUUUAAAUGGGCUAAACCUGUAAAUACAACUUCAUACAGACAUAUUUUCUUCCUGAAAAGUAAAAAGGUAUUACUUAUAUACAUCUUUGAAAGAAUGCAUGGGUUGUACUUACCAGCAUUAAGUUAUUAUAUUAUCAUGCCAUCAAUUUCAGGAACCCUUUUUGACAUCUUUAAAACCAUUUAGAGGGAUAUUUGUUUCAUGAUGGUCACACUGUAAGUCAAUAUUCUACAAAAGCUGCUACAAUGAAACCAAUUACAAACUGCAACUAAUAUGAGUUUUAAAGAAAUGUAGUUCACAUUAAAAAUAAUUAGAAUAUUUAAGUUUUAGCAGAAUUUUCAUAUAGUGUAAUAGUAAUUCCAGCAUGGAAAUAUCUUGAAAAGUGAAUGCAGAGUCCGGAGGAAAUGCGAGGGAGAGGAUGGAGGAAUGCGGACGUG
This is a messenger RNA of Perca flavescens (yellow perch), 3631 nucleotides long. It is a transcript of the gene nos1apa, whose product is annotated as nitric oxide synthase 1 (neuronal) adaptor protein a. Gene Ontology annotation, molecular function: nitric-oxide synthase binding. Bases 369 to 2582 code for a protein of 737 amino acids. NCBI's taxonomy places the organism in Eukaryota, Metazoa, Chordata, Actinopteri, Perciformes, Percidae. The transcript is spliced from 13 exons. The record is from RefSeq and is a predicted model, not a curated record.